GAGUAGGGACCCAUUAGAGAAGAUUGUGAAAUCAGUUUAGUGGGUUACUACUGGAAUUUGUAAAAAGAUAUAGAAUGUACAAUACAGUAUAGAAAAGAAUCGAAUAAAAUAGGAGAUAGCAGAGUGCGUUGCACACGGUAAGAGUAAGCAUUGUUUUGAGACUUGGGGAUUUGUUUAUAUAAUUUUUUUAAAUUGUGGUCACUGCCAAAAAGUUUUUAAAACCCUGACUUACAGGUUAAUAACGCAGGCUUUGGGAUCAGUUGAACCUGGGUUUACCCCCCAGAUCCAACAUAACCUAGUUGUGUGACCUUGAGCAUAUUCCGUGACCUCUCAGAAUCUCUUUUAGUAUAGCUGUAAAGUGGGAGGAUGUCUCCUAUAUUUGAGGAGUAUUAUGAAGACUAUAUGAGGUCAUAUAUGUCAAUCACUUUGCUCAGUGCUUGACGUAUAUAGUAGGUGUUCAGUGUACAUGCUAAUUGUAAUUACUGUUAUUGCUGAAACCUCAAAUCCUGGCAGCUAGUCUUGAGGCACUGUGCUUUUCUUUCCUUUUUUUUUCUUUUUUAGAUCUUGAUGUGGAAGAGAUGGAGGACUCAGAACCAAGGAUUUCCAAGUGAUUUCUUCCAAAGCAGGAGAAACUAACUUUGCUAAGGCUGGUCUGUUCUACCUGAGAUGACAGUCAUGUCCCUUUCCAGGGACCUCAAGGACGACUUUCACAGUGACACAGUGCUCUCCAUUUUAAAUGAGCAGCGCAUCCGGGGCAUUUUAUGUGAUGUCACCAUCAUUGUGGAAGACACCAAAUUUAAAGCCCACAGCAAUGUCCUGGCUGCCUCAAGCCUUUAUUUCAAAAACAUCUUCUGGAGCCACACAAUCUGUAUUUCCAGCCACGUCCUGGAGCUGGAUGAUCUCAAAGCAGAAGUGUUUACAGAAAUCCUGAAUUACAUCUACAGCUCCACGGUCGUCGUCAAGAGACAGGAAACAGUUACCGAUCUUGCAGCUGCAGGGAAAAAGCUGGGAAUAUCCUUCUUGGAAGACCUGACCGAUCGCAACUUCUCGAACUCCCCGGGCCCCUAUGUGUACUGCAUUACUGAAAAAGGCAUGGUUAAAGAAGAAAAGAAUGAAAAACGGCACGAAGAACCAGCCAUCACUAACGGGCCAAGGAUCACAAACGCCUUUUCCAUCAUCGAAACGGAAAAUAGUAAUAACAUGUUUUCUCCGCUGGACUUGAGGGCGAGUUUCAAAAAGGUCUCCGACUCCAUGAGAACCGCCAGCCUUUGCCUGGAGAGGACGGACGUCUGCCACGAGGCGGAGCCCGUGCGGACCCUGGCCGAGCACUCCUAUGCCGUCUCCUCGGUGGCCGAGGCGUACCGAAGCCAGCCUGCAUGUGACCGUCCCAGCAGCUCGCCUGCUAAAACAGGCAAAGAAAACGGUGAGGCUCUUGCCGCAAAACCGAAAACAUGCCGGAAGCCAAAGACACUCUCCAUACCCCAGGAUUCUGAACCAGCCACAGAAAAGACACCCCCCCCUCCAGUCACCAACGCGGAGGUCAACCAAGAAAGGAGUCCGCAGCCAGCUGCGGUCCUCUCCGGUUCAAAAUCUCCCAACAAUGAGGGGGAUGUCCGUCUUCCUGGGGAAGAUGGAAAUGAAUCCUCUGACGUCCCCGGGCCGCCCGCAGCUGAGGUUCCACCUCUCGUUUACAACUGCAGCUCUUGCUCCAAGUCCUUUGACAGUAGCACUUUGCUCAGUGCCCACAUGCAGCUGCACAAGCCAACCCAGGAGCCGUUGGUAUGCAAGUACUGCAACAAGGAAUUCAGCACCCUGAACAGACUGGAUCGGCACGAGCAGAUCUGUAUGAGGUCCAGCCACAUGCCCGGCCCAGGGGGAAGUCAGCGCUUUUUAGAGCACUAUCCUACCAUUGGGCAGAACGGAGCUUCCUUCACAGGUCCGGGAUCUUUAUUAUCCGGAAAUAGGAUUGGUGAGUUUUCCAGUGCCGCAAGCACCUUGCCAGAAAUGGACCACCUGGUUAAAUUUGUUAAUGGGCAAAUGCUCUACAGCUGCGCUGUCUGCAAGCGUAGUUAUGUGACUUUAUCCAGCCUCCGCAGGCAUGCAAAUGUCCACUCGUGGAGGAGAACAUAUCCCUGCCAUUACUGCAACAAAGUGUUUGCAUUGGCCGAGUACAGGACGAGACAUGAGAUCUGGCACACAGGAGAAAGGCGGUAUCAGUGCAUUUUCUGCCUUGAAACUUUCAUGACCUACUAUAUACUCAAAAACCAUCAGAAGUCUUUCCAUGCCAUCGAUCAUAGACUUUCCAUCAGUAAGAAAACAGCAAAUGGAGGCCUGAAACCUAGCGUCUAUCCGUAUAAACUCUAUAGGUUACUGCCUAUGAAAUGCAAGAGGGCUCCUUAUAAGAGUUACCGGAAUUCUUCCUAUGAGAAUGCUCGAGAAAACAACCCGAUGAGCGAUCCUGCGGCUGGUCCCUAUGUUAUUCAGAAUCCACGCAGCUCUGAAUUGCCUACUCUGAAUUUCCAGGACAGUGUGCACACUGUGACCCACAAUCCAGCUGUCCCACUGGAAACAGCCACAGGUCAGAACAGACCCACUUCUGCCAGUGUCCAAAAGGCAGAGGGGACCAAGUGGGGAGAAGAGGCCCUGAAAGUUGAUCUUGACAAUAACUUCUAUUCAGCAGAGGUGUCGGUUUCUUCCACUGAAAACGCUGUCAGUUCUGAGCCCCCGGCCGGGGCUGUGCCUGCUGUGUCUUUGAGUAACGGCGGCGAGAACUCAGCGUCUGUGAUCAGCUACAGUGGCCCGGCGCCCUCGGUCAUUGUGCACAGCAGCCAGUUUUCGUCGGUGAUCAUGCACAGCACCGCUGUGGCUGCCAUGUCCAGCAACAACCACAGAGCCCCUUCAGACCCGGCUGCCAGUCAGACCAGGAAAGAUGACAGCAAGCCUGAGCCAGACAAGGUGGGGAGAGUUGUCAGCAGACCCAAAAGUAUUAAGGAGAAAAAGAAAAGCAUCCCCUGUAACAAGGGAGAGACAUCAGAGGAAUCAAAAUAUGCUGCUGAUCCUGGAGGGUCACUGAGCAAAACGACAAAUGUCAUUAAAGAAACCAGUAAAAUCGAGACCUACAUUGCGAAGCCUGCUCUCCCCGGCACCUCCACAAACAGCAACGUCGCGCCCCUUUGCCAAAUAACAGUCAAAAUCGGGAAUGAAGCCAUUGUGAAAAGGCAUAUCCUCGGAUCUAAAUUGUUCUAUAAAAGAGGGAGAAAACCCAAGUACGAAACGCAGGAGGAGACUUUGCCACCGCAGAGCAACCUGGACACCAGGGGGGACAGCCCGCUUGGGCUUUGCCCAUCCGAGUGUGUGGAGAUGAGUGAAAUGUUCGACGACGCAAGUGACCAGGAUUCCACCGACAAACCAUGGCGCCCUUACUACAACUACAAACCCAAAAAGAAAUCCAGACAGUUGAGAAAAAUGAGGAAAGCCACCUGGAAGAAGGAACGUGAAAGCAGGAGCCCAAGCAAUAGGUGUAAAUAUCCGGCCGAACUGGACUGCGCCGUGGGGAAGUCUCCUCAGGAGAAGGCCCUUGAAGAAGAGGAAAAUAAAGAGAUGCCCAAGCUGCAGUGUGAACUCUGUGGCGGGGACAAGGCGUCGGGGGCCGGCAGCCUAGGAAGGCCCCACCGGCAUCUGACCGCCAGGCCCUACGCCUGCGAGCUGUGCGCCAAGCAGUUCCAGAGCCCCUCCACCCUCAAGAUGCACAUGAGGUGUCACACCGGGGAGAAGCCCUACCAGUGCAAGACCUGCGGGCGGUGCUUCUCGGUGCAAGGAAACCUGCAGAAACACGAGCGCAUCCACCUGGGCGUCAAGGAGUUCAUCUGCCAGUAUUGCAACAAGGCUUUCACGCUGAACGAGACCCUGAAAAUCCACGAAAGGAUCCACACUGGCGAAAAGCGUUACCACUGCCAGUUCUGCUUCCAGAGCUUUCUGUACCUCUCCACAAAAAGGAAUCACGAGCAGAGGCACAUUCGGGAGCACAACGGGAAGGGCUUUGCCUGCUUCCAGUGCCCCAAAAUCUGCAAAACGGCUGCCGCCCUCGGAAUGCACCAGAAGAAACACUUAUUCAAAAGCCCAAGUCAGCAGGAAAAAAUUGAAGGUGAUGUGUACCACGAAAACUCAGACCCACUGGAGAACCCACAUUUCAUGGAUUCAGAAGACAGUGACCAAAAGGAUAACAUACAGACCAUUGUUGGAAAUGUCCUCUGAGUGCUGAUACUUAGGGCAAAGCUUCAAAAAUAUAAGUUGGUGGGUUGGUUUGUUUUUUUAGUUAGCUCUUUUCUUUUUGUUUUUGUUUUUUAGUUUAGUUUUGUUCACAUAACUGUCAUGAAGGAGUGAAUUGUAAAAAAGAAAAUCUCAUUUGUGAAAAGUCCAGAAAAAGGAUCCCAACAUCUACUUUGGGUUUUAGCAUUAACGUCUUGCAAAGUGCGCAAAAAUGAAAUAGCUGACUCCGCCAAUAUCCCAAGUAUCUUGUGAAAGUUUAUGAAGUUCUUAGCUGUGGUAUUUCUGCCAGUGGAAAAAAAAAAAAAAAAAGUUUAAUUUUAGCCUAAUUUAAAACUUUCCGGUAAGUGCAAAUAGGAACUGGCUGCUAAACUGUCUUUAGUCACUGGAGAAAAUAGGGUCAGACAUCAUGAAAAUGUCAUCUUCAUAAGUAAGUUCAAAGGUAAAUGAGCUAUGACAGUCAUUCCCAUUCAGCUUCUGCACUAUUGAAAAUUGUUUAAAUUUAAUGGGUACAUAUUAAAUACUUACUAAUAUAGCUAAAAAUAUGUGUGAAAUGAGUAACCUAAGUAGGACAUUCAUAUAUUAGAACUACUUCUCUGCAACACAAACCUUGUAAAAUACAUAUAUAAAUCACUGUAACUUUUAACUGUCCAUGUCCCCAGUAGAGAAUUAUAAUGGUGAGCAAUAGAUCUGCAAAUAAUGAGGACUGGUGUAAAAAUCAGUAGGAAGCAUUUUGAAUUUGACUUAUGAGCAUGUGUAUGCUUCUGGAUGGAAUGCUGUUCUCUCGAAGUUACGGCUGAGCUGUUACUAGAACUGGUCUAUUCAAGUCACAGAAAACAUGGGUCAUGCCUUAUCUAUGGGGGAAAGCCUUCCCAGAAUUUACCUGUGAUUACCUGUGCUGUGUAUUACUUUGCAAUGGCCUCACCUCAGAAAAUGAAGAAGGGUCAGAUUCUUCUCAAACUCCCUGCAGUCUUCCAUCCAUCACAAGGCCAUAAUUGUGGAGGUCUGCUCCAGGCUGACUUAACCAGUCUCCAGGGUUCAAGUAAAACCUGACACCUCCCAGUCCACUGAAGGAGUGUCUAGGAAAUUUAGUGCAAGGCACACAUACUGUAGUGAGUGCCCAGCCACUUGAAAGGGACAGAAAGUCUAAUCCCUACAAUGAUUAGCUUUCUCAGAGAUGGUGCAGCCCACAACUAUAUACUAGUAUAAAAAGGCAACAGAAACACACACCCUGCCUCAACCAUGAAGGACUUGAGUGGGCAACAGGAAGGGAGGACCUUCCUUGCCUCAAGCAGUAGCUUUGUUUGGGGGUGAGGAGGGAGAUAGAAUGAUAAGGUUCCAUCACUUAUAUGACUCAGAAACAGAUCCACAGAGUCAGAUGCCUUGUCUUCAUGUUUGCAGACAUCUAGCCCCCUUGCUAAAAAACCCACUUCCCUUUUUUAAUGUUCUUUUAUGUUGACCCACACCAUCAACAUUGCCCUCAAAGUCUAAUUGCCCUAUAGGUAGUCCAUCAUCUGGACUAGGCCCUGGGAAGCUGGAACUCACAAUUCUUACUUUUCAAACUGCCACAGUAGGAGGCAGAGAGAAAACAUUCCUAUUCUUUGAUCACCGAUAUGAGCAGAAUCCAGAAAUCGGUUCAAGGGUGACCUGCAGCUGUUCGUGUUCAUGGGAUUUGAUAGAUGGAAACCCAAGGUUACCCAAGGUUGCAAGGUUACCAUUAAGAAGAAGUAGCUCAGAGGACUCCAGUUUCUCUCUCCAAAUGUGAUGUCUCCAUGAAGAAGACUUAAUAUGGAUUUGGGUGGGCAAGAAAGCAUCUACACACCCAGGAAAGGACAUGAUCAAAGCUGACCUUUUAAUACCAUAGUACUUUGCUGUUAAGUAACCCCAAUAUUGUAUCUGCAUUUAUAUUUUGUUCAUCUACAUUCACUUACAUACAGUAUUAUGUAAUAGGGGAAAAUGCAAGCAAAUUCAACUUUAUUUUACACAUUGUAUAUAUGUAUACCUGCACUAUUCAUUCGGGUUUUGUUAAAGAGAUAGUCACAAAGGGCUUAUGAAAAUCACUUUUGAAUUGAUAAUUAGAAUACUGAAUAAGCAAUCUGGUGAUCUACUAAUUUGUUUUAUCUCAAUUAGGAUUAUGAAUCGAGAAAAAUAAUUGUGUAUUUUAGUCAUUUUGAUUUGAGGUAACUCCAAAUAUGAGAUUAUUCCAUGUAGUGAUGUCUCCCAGCCCUUCCAUGUGGAUAUUUUUUAAGUGGACUUGUAUGCUGAUAAUUCUAGACCAAAGUAAAUAUGGCAGAAUAUUUAUACAUGAAAAAAUAAUUUUGCAAAUAUUUUCUAUAAUUGUAUUAUUCGUUUAAAAUGUUGACAGCUUGUGUUAGUUUCAGGGAGGGGUGUAUAUUUUGAUAAAAAAUACUUGACUUUGUAAUUCUGUAUAUUCUACACAAUUUAUAGCAGAGCCGUUUUAAGACAGCCUUGUCACGUUUUUUGUUAAUUGUGAAAACUUUAUUAUGAGUGAUGUUUAAGUAUGCAUUGAGUACAUAACGACCAACUAGAAUUCAAGUAAGUGUAAACAGUGAACAUACUGUAUGCUGUACAAGAUAUAUUGUACUUUGCUGUUGUAGCAUCUGUAUUUUGGUUAGAAGAUAUUAUUAAAUACAGAUGUUAAGGGUUGGAAAAAGUCUAAUUUUAUUUUUAGAAAUAAUGAAUAUAAAUUUGUUUUUGCUUGAUUAAAAUAGCUUGUUCCUAUGUUAAGCCUCUUUUCAAAUGUGUUCAUGUGAAUUCUUUUGUGCAGCCAGGCAGCUAGUUCAUCCGUGUGAGUCACAGCGUUGUCUCACAUGUUAUUCACAAUACAUUUCUGUCUCCUCACUUGUUUACAUUCCAUGGUACCUACUUGCAUGCUUAGCACUCAAAUAGAAUAUGACAUUAAAAGAGAAAAAGGCAGAGUAAGAGAAGUCGAAGUCUUCUG
Messenger RNA from Miniopterus natalensis, 7228 nucleotides. RefSeq names its product zinc finger and BTB domain containing 38 (gene ZBTB38). The record is from RefSeq and is a predicted model, not a curated record. Gene Ontology annotation, cellular component: nucleus. Gene Ontology annotation, biological process: regulation of transcription by RNA polymerase II. Gene Ontology annotation, molecular function: protein binding; DNA-binding transcription factor activity, RNA polymerase II-specific. NCBI's taxonomy places the organism in Eukaryota, Metazoa, Chordata, Mammalia, Chiroptera, Miniopteridae.